Molecule: messenger RNA, 2236 nt
Organism: Egretta garzetta (little egret)
Lineage: Eukaryota; Metazoa; Chordata; Aves; Pelecaniformes; Ardeidae
Gene: MBD4
Product: methyl-CpG binding domain 4, DNA glycosylase
Exons: 5
Coding region: 583-1821 (412 amino acids)
Biological process (GO): base-excision repair
Cellular component (GO): nucleus
Molecular function (GO): DNA binding; catalytic activity
Source: RefSeq, a predicted model, not a curated record
GAGGCCCCCGGGAACGCAGGGCCGAGCGCUCCUUCCCCUCCCGGUGGCACCGGCCUGCCCCGGCUGGGAAACACCUGGGGUGAGGUGGGGGUGUGGUGGGUGCGGGGUUGCCCCUAAACUCGCCUGUGAACCAUUUCUGGCCGAGUCGCAGAAGCUUGCCUGCGCGUCACCCUGUCAGCCGAUUUUGUCGCUUGGUUUUCUUAAACACGGGAGCGGCUUUUUAAGUGAAGAGCGGGAGAAUGAGGAAGUCACCGCUAAUUUACUUUUCUUUCAUGCCGCAGUCCUGAAGGAAAAAAGAUCAGAUCAAAAAGCGCGCUCGUGGAGUAUUUUCGGAAAACUGGGGAGACGACGCUAAAAGCAGAAGAUUUUGAUUUUCAAGCUCCUUACCAGAGGCCUACCCGCUCAAGGGCGAAGAGACACAGCACGAAAGCUGCGAGAACCGUUCCAGAGAACGAGGAUUGUCACGGCCAAGUGCAAGGCCACGGUAUACGAAAUGGCGAAGAGGAUGGAGUUCAAAACGUUCAGACUGGAAACGAACACCUGGAAGAUGUUACGUCCACUCUGGAAAGCAAAGAUUUGGUCAUGACAGGCAUAAAUCCAGAGGACUGUUUGAAAACCACAAAAAAGGGGGCAGGUAGAAAAAGCACUCGGAGAAGGGAAACUGGAAGGAGCUCAGACAAGGGGAGUCGAGAGAAUGCCCAAAGCAAAAGGCAGAGAAGAGCGUGUAACAAACGGGAAACUGAGUGCGUUCAAAACAAGAAAUUCUGCAGACAGACAGACAUGCGUGUCGCUGCUGGUCAGGGCGUGGAUGAUCAGCGUGCAGACCCUAGGGGUGCAGGAAGAACUCUGCUCAGAAGUUCCAGGUCACGGCCAGACACACAGCUAGGGUCGGUGACAGCUCGCUCACAAGGAGAGUUGCAGAACCUGGCAGCAGAGGAAUGCGUGGAGACAGGUUCUAACGACGCAUCUUCUCCAAAAUGUGAGGAGAAAACCGGUGGAUUGGAAGUAGGGAAGGAGACAGAUCAAGGGAAUCUGGGUGACCAGGAUUUUAAAUCUGACCCCGAAACGGAUGCUAACAUCCUGCAGCCAUGUGACAAGAAGAGCUUCACAGCAGUAAAAAUGCCGCCAGAAGAGUCUAUCCCACGAACACAAGUGGAUAGGAGGAAAACGAGUCCGUAUUUUUCAAGUAAAUACAGUAAAGAAGGUAAAUCCAUCCUUUACUGCCCAACAAAUUUUCCUGCAUUGCCUCUGUGUACAGCUCCCAGCCCACCUAGAAGGAAGGCCUUCAGAAAAUGGACUCCGCCACGUUCUCCUUUUAAUUUGGUCCAAGAAACACUUUUCCAUGAUCCAUGGAAACUUCUCAUUGCAACCAUAUUUCUCAAUAAAACUUCAGGUAAAAUGGCAAUUCCUGUGCUCUGGGAGUUCCUGAAGAAGUAUCCUUCUCCUGAAAUAACCAGGACUGCAGACUGGAAAGAAAUGUCAGAGCUGCUCAAACCUCUUGGCCUCUACGAACUCAGAGCAAAAACCAUCAUCAAGUUCUCAGAUGAGUACCUGAGCAAGCGGUGGAAGUACCCCAUCGAGCUGCAUGGGAUCGGGAAGUAUGGGAACGACUCCUACAGAAUCUUCUGUGUGAACGAAUGGAAGGAGGUGGGUGCUGCGGCCAUGUUGCCAAGGCUGGGUCCACAGCACGCUGCCGGCAGCGGGGCUCUCUCCUUGGGCGUCGUUGGGCUUGUACCAACGGGCUGCCUCGGAUUAAAAAAAAAAAAAGAUAGCGAUUUUUAUAUCAUCAGUAGGUUGAAUUCCCAGAACGUAGAAGUCUGAGCCUGUACACAAAGACUUGUGUCACCUUGAUUUUAUUUUUCUGUAAUUUUCCAAUUUCACUGUGUUCUUUUUUUGUAUUUCCUUGAUGUGGGGGUGAGAGUCUCUUCCCUGCUCUCUGCUUAAGAACUGGGGUCCCUGUGUUUCCUGCCAGCCAGAGGUCGGUGUCAGUGGGGCCUUUGCCAUGUUGGGGCCCCCUCCUGGGGGGUGGCUGUGAGGGGCUGUUCCGCUCUCCAGUGUGGGUGAGCGGGUUCAGGGCUGACCAAGCGCAGGAUCCCCUGCUUUGCAGGGGCGGAGGCCGGCCUGCCGGGGCACGGCGCCCCGCUGCUCCCUGCCCGGGGUGGGGGGCUCCUGAGCUGGGGGGGUGUACGUCCGAGCGGCGAGGUGGUGUGGAAGAAGGUGUCUGAGUAAAUGUUAA